UUUUCUUGUGUUGAUUUUAGUUGUAAUAGUUCCUCUUCAUUGCUUUCUACACUGUGACCUCAGAUGACCUUUAUUUUCCCUGCAAGGGUAAAAGUCACUGGGUGGAGAGAAGACUGCAGUGAAGGAUAUGAAUGGAGAGCCUGGGGAUAGCCUCCACUAGUUAGGGAUUAAGUUGCUGCUAUGUGGAGAAAGGCAGAGAUAUCACAGAGUUGCACAAAUACUCAUCAACUAACGGUGCUGCUUUUGGAAGGAAAAAAAACUUCACUGAAUAUUUCUAAGCUCUUGGAAACAAAAAGCUGAAUGCAUGUGCACAUGAAAGGUGUUGGCAUGGAUCGUUACCUGAACAAACCAACUAGAUAUGUGCCCAGGAACCUAAGGGAGCGCCUCUUACAUCAUUAAUUUUAUUAUAUAACAUAAUAUGUGUGCAAAGGAGUGUCAGGUAGAUCUGCAGGGAAUGGUGGCUUUAGACAGGAAUCAACAGCUUCUCUUCAUCUCUAGUAUUAACUACAUUUUCAGUUAGCAUAGCACUACAUUUGAGUUCUGCAUAAAUAGGUGAAAAACAACCACAAAGAGAUAUAAAGUGACCAAGGAGAAACUGAAAAUGAUUGCAAAGUGUGUGUUCGUGUGUGUCAGUGAAUGAAUGAUGUGUCAGAAGGCUCUGAAUGCUCAGUUUGCAAUUUUUUCCCCACUCUUUGAUCUGUAUGAUGUCAAAGAGAGCAGAUAUCUUUAAGCGCUUGGUGACUCCGGGGUAGCUCACUGGGUGUCUUGGCGCGGUUGCUGACCUGCUCCCUUGGGGAUUGUGGUCCAGGGUAGAUUGGGCAUCUUUGUCGCGCAGUGGGACACCCAGGGCUCAAAGUAUAGAAACUAGUUCCCACCACUCAAAAAUAUAUAAAUAAAUAAACCUAGGCAGAGCUACAUAACAUUUUUGAGUUGUUAUCUCACAACUGGGACAUACUAAGCCAAAUCUUUUUCUUAUGGAUGGCAAAAAAAAAAAAAAAACCCAAAAACAUUUUCAGUGGAGGAAACAACCUUCCAUACAAGAUCACCACUUCAUUAAAAACCAAGCAAGCAACAGCCAAUCAAAAGAAAGUUGGCUUAAACAGAACAUGGCUAGUUUCGGACAGAGCAUGAACUUAGGGUUCGCACUUGGGCCCAGUCUAUAUAAGAACUGCAAGACUUAAAGUGCUUUGCCUUGUAGUAUCGUCUUCCCUGUAGCCUGGUACAAGCCAGCUGUCAUGCAAGGGCGCUGCUUUAAUGACCAAGUAGCUGCUUACUCAAAGAGCAGUGAUGAUGACUGUGUUAUCAGUGUUUGGUUCCAUCUGUCUGUUUGCCCAUCAGUCUCUUUAUUAGCUUUCCAGCCUCCACAGUUUUCAAGAUAUCAUUUUCAAACUCUGUGUGAUGCUAGAUGCUAAUAAGAGCUUGAGCAGAUUUAAUUUUGGUGAAACUUGGGUCAAGGUCAAGAUCACACCAAGUGGCAAAAUGAAUAAAAACUUUGAGAGAGCUGUAUAACACUCUUACAAAAAAGCUUAUAGAAUCCAAUUCUGCUCCAAUCAUACUGUAAAGCUGCAACAAGCGCCAUUUUAGUAUGUAAUGCUUCAAGGUCAAAUGACAGGGAAAAAGCUUUAGUUUUCACUGUUUUCCCCAAAUUUUAAAGCAAUAUGUUAAUCAUUGUACAUCAGCACAAAUGAGCCAUGAAAACAAUCCAGAUGUCAUUUUUGAGGAUUUGCUGACAUCAGCAUAAAACAUCAAAGUUUGAAUAUAACCCUUUGGGGGUUACUCUACAGCGACACUGUAGAGUAAGUUGACCUGCAUCUUGAACUCUGAGUGCAGCUGAAGCUCACUUUGUAGCAUGUCCAGGGAUCAGAAGUAGAGAGUACAAACCAGUAUUUCUACUUCACCAAUGUGAAUUUCUAACAUAGUGUUGCACCAAAGGCCCCUUGUCCACCAAGAUGAAAGCUGCUGUCAGUGGUGGCAUCUUUACAAAGAAUUGUCUUUGGUCAGUCACUGUGAUGUCUCAUGUUCUCCAACAAAGUCCUUAAAAUUCCAAAUCCCUGCCUUUAGAGUCGGAGAGUUGGGUUUUAAAGAAUGCGUUGACUCUGGUUAAUGAAGCCAAGCCACGGCUUCACUAAUUAGUCAAGUCCAGUAAUGGCUGGAAUCCACUGUUAGUCAAAGCUGCCAAAUACCUGAUGGCUACCAAUCAUGCUCUGUCUUCAUGGGAAAAAUACCCACAAUUUAUUUUGCUGACUCUCAUUUCCCCAAUUAAGAGGGACAGUUGAGGGGCAGAUCACUCCAGAGCAGACUGAUUUUAGGUGAAAAAAAGGGCAUACCGUGAUCAAAUAUUUGCAAUUCUUCAUGUUUUUGGGUUGUUUUUUUUAAAUCAAAAUGCAAUAAUAAUGUCAUGGUGAAUGUUAGUAAUGGAACACAUGCUGUAAGCAUAUGUGAAGACUACAUAGGUAAUGUGUAGGUAUAAGGAUGAGGAAGAAGAAUCUGUUUCAUAACAUAACUACUAAGACUUCUCUCUCUGUCUUAAGGUGCUUACAUUGUAACCCUACAAUAUUAUGUCUAAACACUUUUAAAAACCUCAUUCAAAGUCUGUUGUUUCAUAUAAUGUUGUUUCUUGAAGGCUGAGAUGCUGUUAUGCGUCACAUGUUGGAGCAACGCUUCCACAUCUCACAGAGCGAUACCAAUUAAAAAAUGCUGACACAGUAGUGUGACGCUCAAAGCAAAAAUGUCUUUUGAUCAUCACAACAAAAGGCCAAAGCACUUGUAUAACAGAAUGAAUGUCUUAGUGAGUGUGUCUGUGUGACCUUCAAAAAAACAAGCAGGUGUUUGCAGUAGUCAGCCUCUUACACAAACAUUAUAACCUCAAGAUCGAUGUGAUAUGAUCAAAUCAUAGUACUGUGCAAGCUGAGAUAUUUUUCUAGGAAAAUGGGGAAAAGGUGCAGUGAUUCUUUUGAAACAUGCGCAAACAUACACAGAAAUAUGGUAUAUAAUAUUGGUAUACAGUAUAUACCAAUAUUUGGUAAGACCACCUUUAUUUUCAACACAGCCUUAAGUUUCUUUGGCAAGCUUUCAUGAAAUUUACUUAAUUAGUGCUCAGGAAUUGUUCUCCAGACUUCUUGAAGGACAAUCAAAGCUCUUCUUUGGAUGUUGGCUGUCUUUUGCUCUGUUCUCUGUCAAGUCAGUCCCACAGUGCUUUAUUGAUGUUGAGGUCCAGGCUCUGGGGAGGCCAAUCCAUGACUGUUUCAACCAUGUUUUAUACUUUCUAUGCUUAUUAGCGUGCACCACUUUAUUGAUGUAGAAGGUGUUUUUGCUUAUUCACUCUGUGCUUAAAAACAGAAUAAUAAAGUAACAGACCUCGAGCACAAUCUUCUUUAUUGGCCUGUACUGCACAGAAAACCAACUCUGCCAUGUCCAUGUACAGAUAACAACAAUAGUGAGCUGCCUUUGUAGAAACACCUGCCAAUGAAAAAGCUUUCACCCCACUGUGACAAUCAUAAUGUACUGUCCUAAAACAGGUAUAUAAAAACGCCAAACACACAAAAAGUCCUAAACUAAUGACUCAGGAAGCUAGGGUGAAUCAGAAAGAAACUUACUGCUAAUAUAAAAGUUUUUGUGUGGUAUAAAAGUAACACUGGUGGUCUUAAAGAGUUACUGCCAUACAGUUUUUUAUACUUUUAGACAGGCUAGCUGUUUAUUGUACCAGUUAUGCUAAAGGGCUGCACUAAAGGGCAAAUAUGAAAGCUACCAAUGUUAACUACUAAUAUAAGAACUAAUAACUCAAAGAAAUACUUUAAUUUCCCAAAGUGCUGAACUAUUCGUAAGCCACAUGCUUUAAACAGCCUGUUGUUUCGCCUCUAGCUUAUUUAUAAUACAUUUUUUAACGGUUUAUCCCUCAAUGUGUUUGACUUUUAUUAGUAGUAACCAAUUAGGAGUCUCCACAGUAGCAUUUUCAGAUGCAUGCCUGCCCCUCUGUGCACUCGUGUGUGGGUGUUUUUUCCCCCUCUCUGCCUGGUUUGGGAUUUGCUGGUCGGUGACAUGCCUCCCUCCGCCUGGCUCCUUAUAGCCCCGCGGAGGUAGGAAUCCCGGACGAGUGGUACGGACAUCGCCGACGGAGACCGCAAACACGGAGCGGAGCGGUCCCCUUUAAACACGGUCUUAUGACUACAGACCGCUUCAGACUGAACCAGAGGCUGACAGCCGAGAGCAGAAGAGGGGUUACUCUACUGACAGGAAGCCGGGGGACAGUGACUGACGGCAGGGGACAGACAGGACACAGGUCCGCUCCAGAGGCUGAAUGGUCUGUGUCCAGUCAGAGAACAGUUGAACGGAAACUACCUCACCUGUCCGCAGAAUUUUGUGCUUUUGUCCGCGUGUCGCACCCUGUGGACACAUCCUCUCGUGCAGCACUGAGGAGAUGUGUCGGCUGCCAGUGGCCUCACUCAUCAUUUGCUUCUGGUUGGUGGAGAGAAGCUACUGCAACAACAGCCUUCAGGACAGCAUGAGGGAGCUGCACACCAGGUUCGCCAUCAGCCUCUACCAGACUCUCACAGAGACGGAGAACAACUCCAACUUGAUCGUGUCGCCAGUUAGCGUCUCCUUGUCUCUCGCGCUCCUGCAGCUUGGCGCCAGGGGCAACACACUUGCUCAGCUGGAGGGAACACUGGGCUACAAUGUGAAUGAUGCCCACGUACAAGACUUCCUGUCACACUCCCAGGCCAACAUGAAGAACAACAGCCAGGGGAUGUGGCUGCAGCAGACCUGCACAUUAUUCAUCCAGAGUGGUGUCCAGCUCCUGCCUGGGUUCACACAGCUUGCAUCAGAGUGGGCCAACACCAGCGUUGUCCGAGCCAACUUCAGCCAGCCCAAUCAAACCCACAGCCAACCGGAGCGAGCGGGACACCAGCAAGAUGAGUCAUGGCAUCUCCUGGCAGGAAGCGUCAGCGGUGAGCUGUCAGGCUCGGGCGAGGCCCAAGCAGAGGCUCUGUGGUGGGGACACCGGCCGCAGGUGGCCCUGGUCAACACAGUGGCCUUCAAGGGCGUCUGGCAGAAGCAGUUCAUGUUCACCAACACCCAGAAUCUGCCGUUUGUGCUCUCAGAUGGGAAUGUGAUCAAGGUGGCCAUGAUGUAUCAGGCCGCAGAGGUUAGCUUUGGUCAAUUCAGGACAGCGUCAGAACAGCGCUACACCGUGUUGCAGCUGCCGUACCUGGGCCGCUCCCUGAGUCUGCAGGUGGUCCUUCCCAGUGAGAGGAAGACUCCGCUGUCCUCCCUCGAGGCCCAGCUCACUGCACGCCAGCUGGCAUCCUGGGACGGCGGCCUGCGGAGAACCAAAAUGGACAUCUUCCUGCCGAGAUUUAAAAUGCAGAACAAAUUCAACCUGAGGUCGGUGCUCCCUGCUCUGGGCGUCAGUGACGCCUUUAACCCAGCAGCAGCUGACUUCACUGGAAUAUCAGCAGAGGAGGGUCUUUAUGUGUCUGAUGCCUUCCAUGAAGUAAGAAUAGAAGUCACAGAGGAUGGAACAAAGGCAGCUGCUGCUACCGCUAUGGUGCUACUCAAAAGAUCCCGGGCUCCUGUUUUCAAGGCGGACCGACCCUUCUUAUUUCUGCUUCGACACAUUAAAACAGGAUCCAUCCUCUUCAUGGGCCGAGUAAUGAACCCAGCAGACCAAGCAUCCUGAAACCGUCCAAUCUAAACGCCACUCACAUUCACCUCUACAGCAGCCCAUUUCACUACUGGUAUUUAUUUGUGGACCAAAUGGAGGCUCCACAGACACGUCAGGAAGAGGGACAUUAUUUUUGUACAUAUUUGUAA
Haplochromis burtoni (Burton's mouthbrooder) is the source of this 5811-nucleotide messenger RNA. It is a transcript of the gene serpine3, whose product is annotated as serpin peptidase inhibitor, clade E (nexin, plasminogen activator inhibitor type 1), member 3. Lineage: Eukaryota; Metazoa; Chordata; Actinopteri; Cichliformes; Cichlidae. The record is from RefSeq and is a predicted model, not a curated record. Gene Ontology annotation, molecular function: serine-type endopeptidase inhibitor activity. Gene Ontology annotation, biological process: negative regulation of endopeptidase activity. The transcript is spliced from 9 exons. Bases 4418 to 5677 code for a protein of 419 amino acids.